GCCAGUCACCACUCCCCCAUCUCAAGCUUCACCACCUCGCUCACUCCCACACUUGAGUGCUCGCUCAGCUCCAGUGGCGGCGAGAUGCGGAGACAGAUCCCUCCCGUCUCCCGCCUCGUCCUCCUCGGGAUGGCCGCCCUGCUCGCCGCGGUAGCAGCGCCGACGCCCGCGGCCGCGGUCAACGUGAUGGGCGUGCUCGCGGCGUUCCCGGACCUCGCCGAUUUCACGCGGCUGCUGGCGUCCAGCCCCGUGGCGUCCGAGCUCGCCGGGCGGUCGUCGCUGACGCUGCUCGCCGUGCCGAACGGAAACCUUCCGCAGUCGCCGUCCGCGUUCGCGGCGGCCUCCGGGGCCGACCUCGCCGACGUGCUCCGCUACCACGUCCUCCUCGAGUACCUCGCCCCCGCCGACCUACGCCGGCUCCCGGUCUCCGGGAAGCUGGUCACCACGCUGUUCCAGACGACCGGCCGCGCCCCCGCGGACCUCGGCGCGGUCAACGUCAGCACGGCCGGGUCCUCCCUGGCCGUCAUCCGCUCGCCUGCGCCGUUCCCGGGGUCGAACGCCACCGUCCUCGGGGCCAUCACCGCGGUGCCGUACAACCUGAGCGUGCUCUCCGUGGAUGGCCUCAUCGUGCCGUCCGGGUUCGACCUCGCGGCGUCCGAGUCGCGGCCCCCCGCCGCGGUCAACAUCACCCGCGUCCUCGCCGACGCGCGCGCCUUCAACGUGGCGGCCUCCAUGCUGGAGGCCUCGGGAGUCGCUGGCGAGUUCGAGGCCGACGAGCGCGGUGCCGGCAUCACGGUGUUCGCCCCCACCGACGACGCCUUCGCGGGCCUUCCCGCCGGCGACCGCCUCCAGUCCCUCCCCGCCGAUCGCAAGGCCGUGGUGCUCCGUUUCCACGUGCUCCACUCCUACUACCCGCUGGGCUCGCUCGAGUCCAUCGUGAACCCCCUCCAGCCCACCCUCGCCACCGAGUUCAGCAACGCCGGCCGCUUCACCCUCAACAUCACCCGCACCAACGGCUCCGUCGCCAUCGACACCGGCGUCGUGCAGGCGACCAUCACCCGGACAGUCUUCGACCAGAACCCCGUCGCCGUCUUCGCCGUCUCCAAGGUGCUCCUCCCCAAGGAGAUGUUCACCCGGACCGACGGCGGCGACUCCUCCAUCGUCGCCGCCACCACCGCCGCGUCCUCCCCCCCGCCGGUCGCCACUCCACCGGAGGCCUCCCAGAGCGCGCGGACGCCGCCGACAAAACUCUCCUCCCCACCCGCGCUGCGCAGCGUGGGGCAGGGCUACCACACGGCGUCCGCGCCGGCGCCGGCGCAAGCAAUCGGAUGGUUGUGUGUAGCAUUGGUGUAUCUACUUCUAGCGCCUCUGGUAUGAGAUCCGGGAUUUUGUCAGUCCAUUGCCAUUCCUCUUAUGCUCAAUUUUUGCCUUCUUUUUUUCUUCUUCUUUUUUCCUUUGGGUUUUGCUAGAAUCUGUACACUGGUGGGGAGGGAGGGGGAGAGGUGAAGAGAAGAAGAAGAUUGAGCUGCAAAAACGCAGCAUUUUUUUUUCCUUACGAGUCGCUCCAUGUUGGAAAAGUGAAAUAAUAGCACAACCAUCUGUAAAAAUCCAAUCUUAAUGAUCCGAUAUUCCAAUCCAUUCUCUUUUGUUGCAAAUCA
Messenger RNA from Phragmites australis (common reed), 1658 nucleotides. Its product is annotated as fasciclin-like arabinogalactan protein 4. Bases 85 to 1377 code for a protein of 430 amino acids. Gene Ontology annotation, biological process: abscisic acid-activated signaling pathway; mucilage biosynthetic process involved in seed coat development; multidimensional cell growth. The transcript has a single exon. The record is from RefSeq and is a predicted model, not a curated record. Gene Ontology annotation, cellular component: plasma membrane. Lineage: Eukaryota; Viridiplantae; Streptophyta; Magnoliopsida; Poales; Poaceae.